Suillus subalutaceus is the source of this 2152-nucleotide messenger RNA. RefSeq lists its product as uncharacterized. NCBI's taxonomy places the organism in Eukaryota, Fungi, Basidiomycota, Agaricomycetes, Boletales, Suillaceae. The record is from RefSeq and is a predicted model, not a curated record. The transcript is spliced from 5 exons. Gene Ontology annotation, molecular function: NADP binding; N,N-dimethylaniline monooxygenase activity; flavin adenine dinucleotide binding. Bases 444 to 1904 code for a protein of 486 amino acids.
GUUGUUAGAUGAUCUGUUGUUAUAACCACUCCCCGGUGAUAUUCAACAUGUUAUGUGGUGGAAUUGAUAUUGGGUUCAACGUGAGGCUGGGUGAUGGUCCUGGUGAACUUCACCAAUUCCGGCGGCCGAGUCUGGCACUGGCUAUAGUCUACCUUCCUCGCGAGUCUCCUCCCACAAAUUUCCCAACAAUCAAUCUACUAACUACUCCCAAUCUCCAACCGACUCGGACGGCUCCCGCAGAUUCCACAACAGUCAUACUAAAUACUUCAAGUUGCUUGUCGUGCCACAGCGCGGCCUUCCGAAUAACCAGAAUGAGCUCGGAGCCGUGCGGUAAGUUUCUGUGUUCUUUUUAUAUAUUUCACUCCCAUAUCUUGAUACCGAUUGUGCUCACUUUAUGUGAUUACCGGCCGUCUUGAUCUCUAUAACUGCCGUAUCUGCUGUCCAUGGAAAUACUGCCAAGUGUUCCCGCACACUUGCUGCGACACGAUUCGCAGUGUGAAAAGCGGAUAUGUAUCAUUGGAGCGGGACCCGGAGGUCUUGCUGCUCUAAAAGUCAUAUCAGAGUCCGCUUUCUUCAAGUCAGGGAAAUGGUCGGUCAUCGCGUAUGAGACCCGGGAAAAGGUUGGGGGAGUAUGGCUACCUGCCCCGCCGGUUGCUGACCCCUACAAUGCUCCCAUGACGCCUCUUUACGAUUCAUUGACCACGAAUUUGCCUCAUCCUACAAUGGCCUAUACCAGCUAUUCCUUUCCGCCAGAAACUCCUUUGUUUCCGUCAGCACAUGUAGUGCAAACGUAUCUCGAGUCGUAUGCUGCAUACUUUAAUCUUAUGUCCCUCAUCAAGUUCGACACCACGGUAUUAGAUGCACGAUGGGAGUCAACGCAGUGGACAGUAACCCUUUCGAAUGGCGGACACUUUGCAUAUGACCACUUGAUCGUCGCAAAUGGACAUUAUCACUUACCCCGCAUACCAGAAGUGCCAGGGUUGGCAGAUUGGAUGGAGAAUGGUAGAGCUUCUCACUCUGCAUGGUAUAGAAAACCUGAUUUUCUGGGGGAUAAAAUACUCGUUGUUGGAGGUGGACCCAGCGGUCAGGACAUCGUUGCUUCGAUGCGCACAGUUUCCUCAGUUGUUGUUCAUUCUGUCGCUGCCCCUGACACACCGGCGAACGACGCUGGAAACCUUAUCCAGAGAGGUCGGCUUAUCGAACUCAAGGCUAACGGACAAGUAGUUUUUGACGAUGGCACGACGGAAGAUAAUAUCGACCAUUGUAUUCUGGCAACCGGAUACCAUAUGCAUUUCCCCUUCUUGGAGGGAGCAUCCAUGAUCAACAAGAACAUACCACCGGACUUCCCUCCAUUACCUCCCGGCGAGCUUUUCAACUCAACCUACCACGUGUUUCCCCUUGCAAAGCAUUUAUUCCCGCUUCAAGCUCAAUAUCCUAUCUCGUCCAUCGCCUUCAUGGGCCUCCUCAUAAGGGUCGCGCCGUUCCCACUCAUGGAGGCUCAAGCGUAUGCGAUUAUGCGAGUGUUUUCCGACCCUUCAUCUCUAGAUCCUGUCACAGAAACUGUCGAUAUCAUCACUCGCGCUGACAAGAUUAGGCACGCUGGUGCUUCAACACCUCUAGACAUCGCCAAAGCCUGGUUCCGAUUCGACAGGGAAGACCAAUGGAAUUAUCGAGACGCGUUGUAUCAAUUUGCGCAGGGCAUGGGGUCUGGGACUACCGCUUAUCAAAGACUAUACGAUCUGAAAACGGAAUUGAGGUCGGGAUGGGAAGAUUUGGAGAAUUCGGGGGAUUCGAGUGAGUGGUUGAGAGACGUCGGGAAGAAUGGGGUGCAGGAUUGGGUAGGGUUGAUGUAUCGUGUGGCAGAAUAUGCCAGGCGUCGAAAGAACUUGUUGGAAAAUUUGUGAACACAGCGCAGUGCGACACGCCUCUCGUGUGCAAACCAACACAUCACUAGUAGUAGUUCGACAUACUAGUGUUGUCGUAAAGGAAUGUAUCCCUGACCUAGAUCGCAUUACUACUAUCAGCCUCCGGCCCGCCCCUGUCGGAAUAUUAAUGACACUUGACCUAAUGCCUGUCUCAGAGUAAACAGCAUGAGUCCCCAAAGCCCAGCAUGCCAACUCAGCGGUACACAACUCGUUCAUGGUGAUCACGG